Molecule: messenger RNA, 3289 nt
Organism: Gossypium arboreum
Lineage: Eukaryota; Viridiplantae; Streptophyta; Magnoliopsida; Malvales; Malvaceae
Exons: 1
Coding region: 167-1480 (437 amino acids)
Source: RefSeq, a predicted model, not a curated record
AAUUUAAUAUUAAACAUGGACCCACGAUAAUUUCAAAGGCCCAGACCCAAAAUAUAUAUUGACAGAUAGAGAAAAUCAGAAAAACGGGACCCCGUUCUAAUUUCAUCUAAAAUCGUCACCAAUGCUUCUUCACUUCCCAUAAAAUCUGAACCCACCGGAGACUGCCAUGACGGAUCACCACCACCGGUUCGGCCAAAUCCGAUCUACCUCCCAGGUCCUAAGACAAGCCGCCGUGCAUUUCUACGCCCACCCUUUCACAAUCCUUUUCCUUUCUUUACUCCUCUUCUCUUUCCGUUGUUUAGUUGAAUCCGGUUCCCUUCUCCUCACUUCCUUCAUCGACCGUGACCCUUCUUUCAAAUCCCUUCUUUCCCGCCUCGACCUUCAUCCUUCCCACCCCCACGCGCGUCUUCACCCUACUCGCCGUCCUUUCCUUCACCUCACCCGUGUCGGUACUCUCGACGACGACUUCUUUUCUUCCGACGAUGAUCACCCGGACCGCUCCCUCUUUGGUUCUUUUCCUAACCGCCCCAUCAAUUCUACGCCGGUUAUUCUUUACAACUUUGACACUAGAUUGGGAUUUUCGCAUUCCGUGGCGGAUAACGGGAUUCUGUUGCUGGAGAUUGUUCGUCACGGUGUUAAAUUCAAGACUAGCCCCUUUGAAUAUGAAAGAAAUGAAGGGGAACAACAAGAAGAAAGAGUUGUGGAUUUUCAGUUCGUGUAUAAAGGAUUUGAGUUGGGCCGUCAAGAUGCAGCGACGCUUUUUUUCCUCGUCAGCUUUUUAUCGUUUUCGUAUGGGUGGGUGAUUCUAGGGUUUACAACGAUUUACUCUUUGAUUUUGGGUGUUCUUUUUGUUACAGUUGUUAAUGACUUGAUUGGAAGAUUUGUUUCCUUUAUUGGGGCUUUUUUGGAUGGGUCAAAAGUGGGAUUAAAAAGACUCACUGGGUUCGUUUUAAUGAAAUGGGCGGUAAGAGACGCGGUAACUCAGCUUCUUGGAUUAUGGUAUUUCGGAGAAAUUGAGGAUCACUACUCGUUUUUCAAGCUUUUUGUUAGGUUAAAGUUGAUGCCUUUUUCGGUUAUGUCACCGUGGAUUAGGGGUUUUGAGAAGGAGAUUUCAGGGUUUUUGUUUACGUGGUUCUUGGUGGAUACUUUAGUUGCAUUCGCUUUCUCUCUAGCUGCUUGGAUUGCCAUUGUGGAUUCGAGAAGAACCGGGAGGGAAAUUAUUGAAGAAGGUUGUUAUUUGAUGUCAACACUGUUGAACCAAGCGAUACAGAUCAAGUGCUAUGAAGCUAUUGCCAUGUGGGUUUUGACUUAUAUAGGUGGGGAUCAUUUUUUCGCUACUGUUAUUCAGGCUGCUUUGGAGCUGUAUUUCAUGGUGGCUUGGUUGAUAUUUUACUUUAUGGUGAGGUGUAGGGAAGCUAGUGCAGCGGGUAGAAGGUAUGGGAGGAGAGAAUUGGAGGUUUUGGUUGAUGGACUUAGAUGAUAAUCAACUGGGGAAAAAUGGGUUGAACUUGCCUUUGCAGAUGGUAAUUUCGACUGUGACACUGAAGAUACAGAUAAUCGAAUCAAGCGUGUCGUGUCUUCCUGGUUUUUUGCAGUGAGUGAUGCCAUACUGCCAUUAUUUGGUGUAAGAACCUGCCAAUGCGUUCCAUAUACGUUUGAUUUUAUCAUGAGGCAAUACAUUGCUUUGUAUAUUUUCACUAAAAUUGCUUUUGUCUGUAUAUUUUGUUGCAAUCAAUUGGUGUUUGCUGGCUUGCAGUAUUUGUUCCUUGCUGGUAUCAAUGAGUACAGUAAUGAUGCUAUUAUGUUUAGAACGUUAUCUUUGUGCUGUGGUCUUUUCCCCGUAUCUUCUUGCGUAUGCUAAUGUGAAUUACUUCAUUUGCACGGCACUAUAUUUGCUUUUGUCUGUAUAUUUUGUUGCAAUCAAUUGGUGUUUACUGGCUUGCAGUAUUUGUUCCUUGCUGGUAUCAAUGAGUACAGUAAUGAUGCUAUUAUGUUUAGAACGUAUGCUAAUGUGAAUUAGCUUUGAUUUUACCCUAUUUCUAAUUGAUGCUUUUGGUUAUAAGAUGCUGAUCAUAUAUGCUUGAUAUGGCUAUGACUUUUUUUGAUUUGUCAUUUUAUUGUUGGAAAAGAAGUUCUAGAAAUUGAGUGGAGGCAUGCUGGUACAUCUGCAUUUUAUGCUGUAGUGGGCAGUAUAUUGGGGUGUGGCAUGCAAUUUUAGCAAAUAUUAGAUGUUGCUUUUGUGCUAGGGUAUCAGAAUGAGGUAAAACCUAAGUUAGAAUGAUGUGUUUGGCAUGGGCUGUAAUGAGAAGUGAGAUAAAAUCACCCAAGAUUGUGUAAAUUGAGGUAGGCUGUGCAUUUUUAUCCUGUUUCCUGGUUGCAUUGCUGGUUUUGAAAAGGUUACGGAAAUUUGCUUGUAACUGUUGCCAAGUUGUGGAGUAUUCUGGAGUUCAAUCAGUUGGCAUUCUGAAUUAAGUUUUAAAGGGUCUACAUGAGACAAAUGAAUCUAAUAGACUUUUUAUGAGGAAGUCCUGUUUAAAUUAUGAUCAUUAUCCUUAAAAUGGAUUUCAUUAUUCCAAUGUUUUUGGCUAUCGUGGGGGCUAGCAGCAUGUAUGAAGCGUUUGUUCUGCCAAUGUAGCUGGAGUGGACAGGUUCAAUGGUACUGCUUUUGGAAUUUAAAAGAAGCUUUGGGGCUUUGCACCUUUGAAAUGCUUUUACGUCCAUGUUACAGGUAAUCUGAAGCUUUUGGCCGUUGGCCUUUGAAAUCUUGUUUCUCAUAUGGAGGAAGAUCUCAUCAUAAGCCUUAUCCAUGCAUGUUUUCUGACAGUGUUGGCUGACCUUUUUAUGAUUAUCAGAUGCAAAUAUAUAUAAGUAGGCUGCAUUUUGUCAUAAUGCUUUGAAUUUUUGAAACAAGUAUCCUUUUGUCCUUAAUGUGGAACCACCAAAUUUUGUCAAUAAUUUUUGGUCACUUGAGCAAAGUGUGGAUGGAUGAAGUGUAGAUUUGUUGCCAUACGAAGAAUGAGUUUCUGUACUUAAUUCACCUUGUUAUAGACAGUUUAGACAUCCAAUAAGCUGUGGAAAGAAUGGAAUACAAGAAUCAAACUAUAUGCCAAUUGUGGUGUAUGAUUCUUAACCAAAUAUUUGAGAGAGAAUCGGUGUUCAUUCGUUGAUUGCCUUCUUUUUUUCUCUUAGUUGUUUAUUUUUGUUUUUUGAGUGUAGUUGGAUAUUGAAUUAUUCGAUGUUCAGUAACUUGGGAAUAUGCAAGAUCAACUGGUGAUUAUGUUAGUGUGAA